This is a messenger RNA of Cetraspora pellucida, 248 nucleotides long. Lineage: Eukaryota; Fungi; Glomeromycota; Glomeromycetes; Diversisporales; Gigasporaceae. The record is from the annotation of a GenBank genome assembly.
CUGGUUUGCCAGUUAGUUACCCAUAUACCAAGCCAUUAGUACAAUAUCGCAAUUUUAAAAAAAACACAAAUUUGAUUAAAUUAUUUGUAAAAGCUAAAAUGAUAGAAGAAUUCUUAUGUGAAACUCAAUUCGACCUUGAAGAGGUUUAUGAAAACUUAAGUGAAGAAUUAAAUCUUGCUGAUGAACAAGAAGAGCUACAUGACGAAGUCCUCAAAUUUGACUGUCAAUCAUUUGAUAAUAUGCAGGAA